AUGACUGGACCUUUCAGAUCGACCAUUCAACGGCUGCUCACACUGGCGCUGGUAGCGCUGUGCCCCACGUUUCUUCAGCCUUGGGGGACUUUGAGGCCGCGAACCCAACUCCGCGCGGCACAGCUGGAAUACUUUGAGGUAUACACCAAGGAUGAGUUCCUGAAGCUCUUGCAAGAGCGACCGACUGAGCAGCGCUCUGUUGGGGAGCAGGAGAAGAUUGAACGAGUCCUAGCUACAGAUGUGGCGCUUAUUGUGCAGAAGCACACCUUUCCCAUCUCAACGCGGUCAGGAAUGGUGAGCUUUCUGGAAGCCAAGAACCCAACUGCUCGAGCUGCAGAGUCCAUGUUGCUCGUGGGUCGAUGGCAGCUGGCCUUUUGUGGAGUCAACCGGGGCCUAAAGGUCCAGCCAGUGCUUGAUGCUUUGAAGGAAGAAUCGUUGCCUAAGACCUCAGAGAUUCAAUCCGUGAGCUUGGAGAUCUUCCAGGACUACUCCAUGAAGACGGAGAUCGUGGCGGCGGGAUCCUCCUUUGCGCGCCAGUCGCCGCUGAAGAAGCCUCCGCCGCGUGGGGAAGUGCUCAAGGAGGAGGAAGGCUUCAAGCGUUACGUCAAGGUCACCUACUUGGAUGAUGAUUUGCUCAUCCUUCGAGGCCGCGGCGCAUCGGAGGUCUAUCGGAAGGUGCCCUGA
Messenger RNA from Durusdinium trenchii, 684 nucleotides. The record is from the annotation of a GenBank genome assembly. NCBI's taxonomy places the organism in Eukaryota, Dinophyceae, Suessiales, Symbiodiniaceae.